Messenger RNA from Monoraphidium neglectum, 213 nucleotides. RefSeq lists its product as hypothetical. The annotation marks the transcript as partial. The transcript has a single exon. NCBI's taxonomy places the organism in Eukaryota, Viridiplantae, Chlorophyta, Chlorophyceae, Sphaeropleales, Selenastraceae. The record is from RefSeq and is a predicted model, not a curated record.
GGCCAGCAGCAGCAGCAGCAGCAGCAGCACGUCGUCAUGCCAGGCGACCAGGCCGCCACCAGCAGUGGCCCCUUGCCGCACCCCCCGUCGAAGCCAGGCGCCGAGGCGGGCGAACCGCAGCAGCAGCGGCAGCAGCAGCAGCAGCUGCAGCAGCUGCAGCAGCAGCAGCAGCAGCAGCAGCAGCAGCAGCAGCAGCAGCAGCAGCAGCAGUAA